Molecule: messenger RNA, 2165 nt
Organism: Myzus persicae (green peach aphid)
Lineage: Eukaryota; Metazoa; Arthropoda; Insecta; Hemiptera; Aphididae
Gene: Sfxn2
Product: sideroflexin-2
Exons: 9
Coding region: 297-1271 (324 amino acids)
Biological process (GO): serine import into mitochondrion; monoatomic ion transport
Cellular component (GO): mitochondrial inner membrane
Molecular function (GO): monoatomic ion transmembrane transporter activity
Source: RefSeq, a predicted model, not a curated record
CUCGACUCUUCGCCCAGUUCUUUAUUAGCCAUAGCCCAUGCAGUUCCUACACACAGUCGAAGUUAAAGACUACACUAGCUACUCAAGUUAGUAAACUACUAACUUAAAGAAAUUAUUUUUCGCAAGUGUUUUGUAUGUUUUAUAGGUAUUGCCGCAUUGGGUUCUUUUUAAAACACAAGUGAUAGUUUAUUUAUAUACAUUUAAAGUGUAUUCAUGUCUGCUUCACAACCUGUAUAUAGAAGAGUUCAAGCAUUCAAGGAAGCAAUAUUUAAUCAAGAAAAUAUAUACAUAAUACAAUGAACAAACCAUUCGAAAUGGAAAAAUGUCCUUGGGAUCAGAGUACUUACAUAGGACGGUGGCAUUAUUACUUUUGGGUCACAAACCCUAUGCUAUGCUUGAAAACCGAUAAAGAGCUUGAAGAAGCCAAGUCUUUACGUUCAUCCUAUCUAAAUGGUACACUUCCACCUGGGACAACUACUGAACAAUUGUUAGCUGCUAAACAGAUCUAUGAAAGUUCAUUUCACCCAGAUACUGGACAAAAACAAAAUGUAUUUGGUCGAAUGUGCUUUCAGGUCCCCGGGGGUAUGGCUAUUACUGGAGCAAUGUUGUCUUUUUAUAAAACUGUGCCGGCUGUGGUGUUUUGGCAAUGGAUUAAUCAGUCAUUCAAUGCUUUAGUCAACUAUACCAAUCGAAAUGCUAACUCUCCCUUGAGCCAAACUCAAAUGGGCACAGCGUACGGUUCAGCAACAAUAGCUGCUUGUGUGACAUCUAUAAAAUUCAAACAAUACCUGACAAACAAUGCUUCACCCUUUUUUCAAAGAUAUGUUCCAUUUGCCGCGGUUGCAGCAGCCAAUUGUGUGAACAUACCAUUAAUGCGCCAGACUGAAUUAUUAAAAGGUGUAGAUGUUUAUGAUGCUGAUAAAAAUAGAGUUGGAUGUUCUAAGUUAGCUGCAGCUAAAGGAAUAUCUCAAGUAAUAGUAUCAAGAAUUGUUAUGUGUGCACCUGGAAUGGUAUUGCUACCUGUCAUAAUGGAAAAACUUGAAAACAAAAGUACAUGGUUCAAGCGAAAUACAUGGAUCCAUGCUCCAUUCCAAACACUAGCUGUUGGUUGUUUUCUGAUUGGUAUGGUGCCAACUGCCUGUGCCUUGUUUCCUCAGUUCAGCUCCAUUAAAUUAAGUACAUUGGAGAAAUACGAGAAUACUGCAUACUGUGACAUAGUGAGCAACUGCAAGAACCCACCAGCUGUCGUAUACUCCAAUAAAGGACUUUGAAAUAACAAUCUCAUAUACUGAUAGUAUCUUUAAAAAUAUACUCAUUAGGUUUAUCUGUUUAUUAUGAAAAUAAUUAUAAAAAGUCAGUAUUGUUCAAUAGGGUGCACAUAAUCACAGUAUACUAAAAUGUGAGAUACUGAAAUUUGGUGUGUUAGAACUUUGAAAUAAUUUAAUUAUACUGGAUAGUUGAAAAGUAUAUAAUGUGGUAGUAUUACAUACUGCUAAUAUGGCAAAACAAAUUAUGUAUUGAGAGAAAAUAUUUAUUUUUCCCAACAGGUCCAAAUAAGAACAGAAAUGUCAACAUAUAUCCUAUAUUUUUAUUUUGAAAUCCAAACACCUUAUGAUGAUCUUGUUUUUAAAAAUAUUUUAAUAUUAUUUUGUUUUUACCAACAGAUAUUUGUUAACAUAAUAAUUGUCUGAUUAGUAUCUUAUUUUUUCAAACAACAAAUAUUCAAUGAUAUACUUUUCUGCUUGAUUUUGUAAUUUAUUCAUAAAAAUAAAAUAUAAUGACUAAUUUAUAAGUAUCAAGUGCUUCCAAUAAAUAUAAAAUUCAUAGUUAAGUCAGUACAAUGAAAAAUAAAUUGUAAGCUAAGAUAGAUUGUUUAACAUGAUUAUUAGAAUCAAAUAAUCAUUUAUAGCUUAGAAAAAACUCAAUAAAAAUCAUUUAUUGCUACAUGCUUAUUUAUAAGUAUUUAAGAUCUGAUUACUUAUAUUGUUUCGAUUUAUGAACCCAAUGUUUCUAAAUCUUUUGAUCUGUAUAAUAAUAACUGUUAAGCAUCACAAUAUUGUAUUCAACUAAAUGAUCUAAUAAUAGUACUUAUUGUUUGAUAGUUAUUAAAAUAAGCAAUAUAUUUGUAACUUUUAGCAAUUAUAUAUUAUUUCUUUCAAGUAAAA